GCGCUUGGGCCUGAGCGCUAAUCGUGGGUAAACCGGUUGGAAUAGAAGUUGUUGGGGUUUUUUUUUAUUGUUCCCGGCGGAUAUAACGUGGGGAGACGAGGCCGAUUUGUGCGGACGGGUAUCUUGACAUAACAGAGAGGUUUUUUUUCUGGCUGGGAAGACUUACCACGAGUACAGCAUGAAGUACGCACUUGUCUGUCUGCUGCUCAUCGGCAGCGUGUUGGCUGAUGAUGACGAUAAAAAGGAAGAUGUGGGGACAGUGGUUGGCAUCGAUCUGGGAACCACGUACUCCUGUGUUGGUGUCUUCAAGAAUGGACGUGUGGAGAUAAUUGCUAAUGACCAGGGUAACAGAAUUACCCCCUCCUAUGUGGCCUUUACCUCAGAGGGGGAACGUCUUAUAGGUGAUGCUGCAAAGAACCAGCUGACUUCAAACCCCGAGAAUACUGUGUUUGAUGCCAAGCGCCUGAUUGGUAGAACAUGGAACGAUCCUUCUGUCCAGCAGGAUAUCAAAUAUCUACCUUUUAAGGUCAUUGAAAAGAAGGCCAAGCCCCAUAUUCAAGUUGAUAUUGGAGAAGGACAAAUGAAGACAUUUGCCCCGGAAGAAAUUUCAGCUAUGGUUCUGACUAAGAUGAAGGAGACUGCUGAGGCCUACUUGGGCAGGAAGGUUACUCAUGCUGUUGUCACUGUGCCAGCUUACUUUAAUGAUGCGCAGCGUCAGGCCACGAAGGAUGCCGGUACUAUUGCAGGACUGAACGUCAUGAGAAUCAUCAAUGAACCUACUGCUGCUGCUAUUGCUUAUGGACUGGACAAGAGGGAGGGUGAGAAGAACAUCCUUGUGUUCGACUUGGGUGGUGGAACCUUUGACGUCUCCCUUCUCACAAUUGAUAAUGGCGUCUUCGAAGUUGUGGCUACCAAUGGUGACACUCACCUGGGUGGAGAAGACUUUGACCAGCGUGUGAUGGAACACUUCAUAAAGCUGUACAAGAAGAAAACUGGAAAGGAUGUUCGGAAAGACAACCGAGCAGUCCAGAAGCUGCGCCGAGAAGUGGAGAAAGCGAAGAGAGCCCUCUCCUCUCAGCAUCAGUCUAGAAUUGAGAUUGAAUCCUUCUAUGAAGGGGAAGACUUCUCUGAGACCUUGACUAGGGCAAAGUUUGAAGAACUGAAUAUGGAUCUCUUCCGCUCUACUAUGAAGCCUGUUCAGAAGGUCCUAGAGGAUGCAGACCUAAAGAAGUCUGACAUUGAUGAGAUUGUGCUUGUGGGUGGCUCUACUCGCAUCCCCAAGAUACAGCAGCUUGUGAAAGAGUUCUUCAAUGGCAAGGAACCCUCUCGGGGAAUCAAUCCUGAUGAAGCUGUAGCUUAUGGUGCUGCUGUCCAGGCUGGCGUACUUUCUGGAGAUGAAGGCAUCGGUGAUGUGGUGCUGCUUGAUGUGUGCCCUCUGACCCUGGGCAUUGAGACGGUUGGUGGAGUCAUGACCAAACUUAUCCCAAGGAACACUGUUGUUCCCACCAAGAAAUCGCAGAUCUUCUCCACAGCUUCUGACAACCAGCCAACUGUGACAAUCAAGGUUUAUGAAGGAGAGCGCCCUCUCACAAAGGAUAACCAUCUGCUGGGAACUUUUGACUUGACUGGAAUCCCUCCUGCUCCCCGUGGUGUCCCUCAGAUUGAAGUCACCUUUGAAAUCGACGUGAACGCAAUCCUUCGUGUUACAGCCGAGGACAAGGGCACGGGCAACAAAAAUAAGAUCACCAUCACCAACGACCAGAACCGUCUGACUCCAGAAGAUAUUGAGAGGAUGGUCAGUGACGCAGAGAAAUUUGCAGAGGAAGACAAAAAGCUCAAAGAGAGGAUCGAUGCUAGGAAUGAGCUGGAAAGCUACGCUUACUCACUGAAAAACCAGAUCGGGGAUAAGGAAAAACUAGGUGGCAAGCUGUCCUCUGAAGACAAGGACACAAUAGAGAAGGCUGUGGAGGAAAAGAUUGAAUGGCUAGAGAGUCACCAAGAUGCAGACAUUGAGGACUUCAAAGCACAAAAGAAGGAACUGGAAGAGAUAGUGCAGCCAAUUGUAGGCAAGCUGUAUGGCAGCGCAGGCCCACCCCCUGGUGAGGAAGAAGCAGGCGAGAAGGAUGAAUUGUAGGCCUGUUUCCUAGGUGUUGACACUGUAAAUAUUGGACUUGGAACUUUUGUUUAAACUGUUUGAACUCUAGAUCUGGAAUGCGAUCAGAAUCUUCACUUGAGUGGAGUUGGAAAUGCUAGCCCAAAAGUGGCUGUAUACUGCUUUUCAUUAGCAGCUGAUAAAUGUCCGGGGGAGGGAGGGGGAGGGGGGAAAACAAACUUGACAAGGAGAAGGGUGUGGAGAAGUGUUCCAUUCUAUUUAACAAGUGGGUUGUGUGCAUUCUGUGGAACUUUUCUACUCUCCAAGUGGCAACAAUAAAUUUGUUACUUACACUG
Molecule: messenger RNA, 2448 nt
Organism: Rhineura floridana
Lineage: Eukaryota; Metazoa; Chordata; Lepidosauria; Squamata; Rhineuridae
Gene: HSPA5
Product: heat shock protein family A (Hsp70) member 5
Exons: 9
Coding region: 179-2134 (651 amino acids)
Biological process (GO): endoplasmic reticulum unfolded protein response; protein refolding; cellular response to unfolded protein
Cellular component (GO): endoplasmic reticulum lumen; cytoplasm; membrane
Molecular function (GO): ATP binding; ATP-dependent protein folding chaperone; misfolded protein binding
Source: RefSeq, a predicted model, not a curated record